UUCAGCAUACAGUGCUGUGCUGGGCUGGUGCACGUACAAUAGCUGGGGACAUGCCAAGCAAAUAGGAGGUCUAUGCCAUGAAGUGCUGACAGACGCAACCUGUGAAUGAUGGAGGCUGCAUUCCCUGACUCUUCUUGAACUCUGGAGUUGUCUUUCCUGGAGAUGAUCCCCCCAAAGGAGAUUUCCCUGUUCAGAAAAAAUCCCCGACACAGAAUAUCAACUUCCACAGUAUCUUUAAGAGUGCCAUAAUCCCGCAGAUCCCAGGCUUACAGUGGUAGCUAAACACAGCAGACUAUCUGUGCGCUCAUGAAUCCAGGCUUAGCCUCUUUGCUUUUGCUGGGGCUCUCUGCUGAGCAAGGUCCUCCUCCGCGAAAGCGAGCAAACUGCAUCUGGCUCUCCACAUGGAUGAAAGCUGCCCACUUUUGGAUGUCCAGGCAGGCCACAGGCAGAAACUCUGUGGCUCCAACUAUCCCCUAAGCAUUGCCUUCAUCGUGGUGAAUGAGUUCUGCGAGCGCUUCUCGUACUAUGGCAUGAGAGCUGUCCUGACACUAUAUUUCUUAAGCUUCUUCCACUGGGAUGAGAAUCUCUCCACCGCUGUGUACCAUGCCUUUUCUGCACUAUGUUAUUUCACACCUGUCAUUGGAGCCAUCAUGGCAGACUCAUGGCUGGGGAAAUACAAGACGAUCAUCUACCUCUCCAUUGUGUAUGUGGUUGGCCAUCUGAUAAAGUCAGUCGGUGCAAUUCCAUCCCUAGGCAACCAGGCAGUUCAUGUGAUCCUGUCUAUGGUUGGUCUGUUUUUGAUCGCCCUUGGAACGGGAGGUAUCAAGCCCUGUGUCUCUGCAUUUGGUGGGGACCAGUUUGAAGAGGAACAUACCUCGGAGAGAAACAAGUUUUUUUCCAUCUUCUAUUUAUCCAUUAAUGCUGGAAGUUUGAUCUCCACGUUUGUAACUCCUGUAUUAAGAGGGGAUGUGAAAUGUUUUGGAGAGGAUUGUUAUGCCCUGGCUUUUGGUGUCCCAGCAGCACUGAUGGUGUUGGCACUUGUUGUGUUCAUUGCUGGAAGUGGACUGUACAGAAAAACGCCACCACAAGGGAAUGUUUUGCUGGAAGUGUGCAAAUGCAUUGGUUUUGCUAUUAAAAACCGGCUGAAAAACCGGUCCCCUCAGAUUCCAAAGCGAGAUCACUGGCUGGACUGGGCAUCAGAAAAAUACUCGAAACAGCUGAUUGGGGAGGUUAAAAUGGUGACACGUGUCCUCUUCCUCUUCAUACCGCUGCCAAUGUUCUGGGCCCUGUUUGAUCAGCAGGGAUCCAGGUGGACUUUGCAAGCCACAAAAAUGAAUGCUGAUUUUGGAAUAUAUGUCCUUCAGCCUGACCAAAUGCAGUUCUUAAAUCCACUUCUUAUUCUUGUCUUCAUCCCAAUUUUUGACCUUGGGCUCUACCCCCUCAUAAACAUGUGCAAAUUUAAUUUCACACCUAUCAGGAAAAUGGCAACAGGUAUGAUCCUUGCAGGGAUGGCGUUUGGACUAGCAGCUGUUGUAGAAGUCAAAAUAAAUGAAAACGAUAUGCCUCGACUUGUCCCAGAAGAAAGUUUAAUUCGGGUUCUGAAUUUGGCAAAGAACCCUGUUCGAGUGACAAUCCAAGACCAGGACCUAUUUCAGCAGCCUGUGGAGGCUUUUCAGAAUCCAGUUGAAUACUCAAAAUUAAUAUUGAAUGGAGAGGAACAGAGCCUUCGCUUCACCCUGCAACAUCAAGGAUUGUCUCUUGAUUUUAACUAUACUGUGAAGGAAAAAUCAGUAUACAGCUUAAUUGUUUUUGAGGCAGACGGAAGCCUAUCAAGCCGCUUAAUUACAGACUUGGAAGCAAAGCCAGAAAAUGGUUUGGCAGCUGUUAGAUUCAUUAAUGGUUUGAGUGAAGAUGUCAACCUCACCAUUGACAAUAAACAGUUCAUUGCUGUUCAGAAAAAUUACAGCGCUUCUGAAUACUCGCUGCUGGAGAGGGACAGAUAUAAUAAUGGAAAAUGCAUAACUGAAAUGGGAGAAUUCACCCUGGAGCUAGGGCUGCUCGACUUCGGUGCAUCAUACACCAUUGUGAUAACUAACGUUUCUGGAGGUGCUGUUAAGACAUGGAAGUCAGAAGACAUCAAAUCCAACAACGUCCAUAUGGCUUGGCAGUUACCACAGUACUUACUAAUAUCUGCUGGGGAGGUGAUGUUCUCCAUUACAGGUCUGGCCUUCUCCUAUUCUCAGUCUCCGGCCAGCAUGAAAUCGGUGCUGCAGGCAGGCUGGCUACUCACAGUGGCUGUUGGGAAUACCCUUGUGCUCGUUGUUGCACAGGCUGCACCAAUGGCACAGUGGGCUGAAUUUGUCUUGUUCACUGUUCUGCUCUUUGCUGUGUGCAUUAUUUUCUCCAUCAUGGGAUAUUUCUAUGUCAGUGUGGAUCCAGAGGACCUAGAAGAAAAGGAAGAGAAGAGAGAGACCUCAAGCAGAGGAAACAUGAUUAGUCUUGUUACUAAGAAAACAAAGCUCUAACACAUGGCUGACACAGCUAUUUCUUCCCACCUGCUCAUCAUCACCUAUUGGAAGUUUUGUCUUUCUCCGAUCUGCCUGCUUGGUUGCUGGUAUGAUCCUUCCCCACUGUUUCAGCUGCAGUUGUAAAGCUUUGCUAAUUGGACCCAUUCAUUUGAAAGGCACCAGCAGUUUGGAUGGAUUUCCACUGGGCGUGCUGACAACCGGCCAGGAGCAGUUUGGGGGCUGUAAUGAAGAGCUGUCCCUGCUAGCUGGAGAAGGUGGCAAAACAGCACAUUCAGCAUAGCACUUCUCCAGUUUUAGAGCCACAACUCGAUCUUUGGUCCUUUUUCAUCAUUUACAAAUGGACUCAAGACUGGAUCAAAGAUCUAGGACCUGAUUCUGCGGAGUAUUGAGGUCUCUGGCUUUUUCUUCCAUAUGGUCAGCUCAGAGAUAGGGCCAUCCACAGCUCUUGGCACCCAAUUUUAGAACAAUAUUCCUUAUUCCUCCAGAAUUCCUUUGGCUUAGGAUCAGAAGAAGAAGCCAAAAUAGGGAUAGUAUAUAUAAAGCUAUGUGAACCUCUUUAGAGAACUAGCAGUCUGCUGCCUGUCCAGCUUCGCCCGUCACUGAAGGGAGUCUCAGCUGUUGGAGGAGUUUGCCCUGGAGCAGAUCAGGGAAAGCUCACACCAGCUGUUUUGGAGGCUGACCUAAAGAAAUAAUCGCUUCCAGCUAAGGGACAGUAAUGAACUAGUGGGGAUCUGUAGAAAUGUUGCCACACAAGCCUUCAUGGAGUUUGUAGAGGUUUGGCUUCACUGUGAAAGUGUGGGUAUUUAUCUGGUUUUCUGAAGGAUGCUUUCUGAUAAAGAUUUUUUUGUGCAUCAAAUUUUCCUUCAGUUGCACUGGCUGUUACUCAACACGUUUUCCUCCUUUGUGGGUUGUAAGUGUGGCCAGUGUUAUUUCCAGCUUUUCAUGAGAUAACCAUAAAAAUGAGUUUUCAAACUCAGCAAAACAACUUCUUGGCUGUGGGUUUGUUAAAUUUACCUCUUCUUUGUGAGGCAGUUGAAUGCUUUUAGGUAGCAAGCUGCUCUGUGCAGUUCAAGGGAUUUGCAUCUCUCUUUUCUUCCCUCUCCUUUUCCCCACAGCCCCGUAAUUCCAGAAGAUGAGUUUUGGAGGAUUCCAGAGGACGAGCCCUGGGAGGACUGCAUGGGACUGGCUGGGAUGCAGCUGGUGUGUGCUGUCAGUGCUGGCUGGGAGGCAGGAUCCCGGCCAGACACAGGAACUGGCUCCCCUCUGGAGACUCAAAUAGGGCUGGGCAAGGUAGCCUGGGGCAGGGCUUGCCCUAGUGGAAGACAUGGCUUUCCUGAGCAGUGGUCUGGAUGUGAGUUUCAUUGUGUAAGUGAAAUGUGAGUGAAAGGAAAAGUUUUCACUGGCCUUGGCUUUGGCCUGAGGUGCUGUGCAAGGAGGCUUGGAGACUGAUGGGGUGGGAAGGAAAGAAAAGGCUAUUUGGUCAAGGUCUUCCCAACGCCUCAAUGAAGCACUGAAAUUCCUCACAUCGAAUUAAUUGGAGAGAAAGUGAGAUGGGAGAAGUGGAAAGCUCAGAUGAUUAAAUAGUGGAUGACUUCAGACCUUUCAGAAAAUUACUCUCCUAACUGGUACUGAAGGGCCAUUGGGGAAGUUAGUCACCCCUGGCUUGAAAACUGGUUCAUCAUUGCAGAGUAUUGCAAAAACCAGCAUACAGACCUGUGUUGGUGGGUCUACAGUGACUAGAGGAGGAGGCAGGCAAUACCCCCACCAUCCAUGGCAGCCACCACCUUGGUUUCCCCUUGGAACAGAAAAAACAGCUGAAGGUGUAUUACAGAUGAGAGUAGCACAGGGGGGAGAGCUACAGUUUAGAGGUGUCUAACAGGCAGUUUUACCCAGGGUCAUACACAGAGAAAUCAUUUCCUCCUCUCUGUGUUGAAUUUCUUUGCCUAGCUACAAGAAACGCUUUCUAGAACCAGCAGCUUAAACCUGGGAGUUCAGCUCCAUGGCAAAUACCGCAGCUGCUGAAUUUUGGAUGGUACCAGACUUUGCAUUUCAUUAUCACUACAUUUGUUAUUGUGAUAUAAUUUUAAAACAGCAUUUAAGAUAUGUUUCUAGUCCCAGAUGUUGACAGAUCUGGCCAGAGUUUUGCAUAUUGAUAGCUGGAUUUAAGCUAGUCUUUCAUGUUAACAUGUGCAAUAAAUCUGUCACAUACAAGUAGAUGUUGCGGGGCCUUUGGCUCUCCGCAACAAUUUAGUAAAAAACAAAAUCCCCAGUGAAGCUGGCUAAGCAUGAACUGUGGCAUUGCUUUCUUGUUGGAGUUAUCCAUGUGCUUUGUAAAGCAGGGACCCUCAUUCAUCUCUUGCAAAGUCUUCACAGAAAGACUAAAGUGGGGGACAGUAUUAAACAUUUUGCCUUGAGAAGGGCUCAUGCUGUAUUACAGAAAUUGCAUGAAGGAAAAUAAUUGCUUUGCUUAAAAUUCCUCCUUCCUCACCGUCUCAGGUGGUCAACAAGGAAUGAAACAAGUUGUUUCUUAGUGAGCUUUGAAACAACAACCUGCUAUGUUUUCUCAAGGUCUUUCCAUGCUGUGUUUUACCAGCAGAUCAACACUUACCUACCUCUAGUACCUGUAGAUCAGAAGAUUGCCAGGAUGCAGCGCAGCCACACUGCAGGCUCCCACUGUCAGCAGAUCAACUCUGAUCUCUUCAUUUUUAAUGAAUAGUUUUAGCAGUUAUCCUGCAGGGCUCAGUCAGAAUUGGUCUAAAUUUAGGACAAAACUAAGAAUUGGAAAGAACUGUAAUCAACAAGUUAAAUAGCAAAACUCUCAAAAAAACCUGCUAAAACACUGUUUUAGUGCUUAAUUAAAAUUGUAAUAUGCUUACAGUAAGUAAAAACCUAAACCAGAAUGUAGCAAUUCAGUUGGAGUGAUGAGGAGCUGCAGUUGGAAUCCAGCAGCGUGGCAACUGGCAGCCAAGCUGAAGACACAAAAAUCAAGCAAACAUCACUUUUUGGAUUAUUUUUUGUCAUUGCAUAUGUUGUUCAGUCUGCUUGGCCUGUCCUGUUCAAUCUACCCAUGUGUGUAAGGAAAUGAAGUUGAACUGACUUGUGGAAGACAUGUACUCUUCCCAAGCUGCAGCUUGGUUUUCUUCUUGUUGCAGACUCCCAAGUUAGCUCCAAAUUACUCUUUUCGCUAGCAGUCAGCCCCCUCAGUCCCACAUGCUGAUCUUCCCUCCCCAAAAGUCACUCAGACUUCUCCUCGAUGACUUUGCCAGCCCUCAGCGCCUUGCUUAUUCCUCCUCUCAUGCAGCCUCUCUACUGCCAGCAACAGUGUGUCUUCUUGGGGGUUGUCCUGGGCAAUGCUGCCCACUUCCCUGAAGCCAGAAAAGCUUCUCACCCACAGGACUACCAUGUCUGGGCAGAAAUCACUGAGAGACAAGUAUCUGGGUGGUAAGAGGGCAUCAGCCCUCACUUACUUUGGCUCUGCCUUCUUGUCACAGCCUUGUAUGGCCCGAUGCAUCUCCUGUAGGCAAAUCAGUUCAUAAGCACAGGGGUAAUCCAGCAUCUCCAUGUGUCCCUCCAAUCUAUCCUGUGGCCCGUUUGCUGCCUACAGUCAGCCCUUGUGUUGUGCCACGUCAAGCUGCAGGGACUUUGGGACUGAAGCCCUACUGUUACCAGCCAUGAGGGCUCCAUUUGUGCAGCCUGUGGCCCCAGCCUGCUUUAGUUUGCUUAUACAUUAUUAUGGUCAGGCUGCUCCUUCCCGCCUUGCACUUGUGCUGAAGGCUCUGGAGCCCUCCCCUGUCAGUCAGUUUGUGAGUCUUUGUCUUUCUCUUGAGGAGUGGGAGAAAAACACUCAGAUUGUGUUCAUCGCAGUACUAGUGUGUGGUCAGUGAGCUGCAUCUGCCCCAUCAGUGUGGUCAUGGCAGCCAGUGAAAUGGGACUGCUCCUCUGCCAGCAGUGCUGGCACAGGGCCUGCUGGUCAGUGGGGCUGGCUCUGUGUCCUCCCCAGGCUUGACCGGGAUGUUUUAAGAGCUGGUGUCAAUGUUUUGCUGGGAGAUCUGUGUCAGCUUCUGAAUCUGCUGGGUGAGGAGCAGCAGGCUGCGUGCCUGGGCAGAGCUGCUCCUCCCGACACAGAGACCUGUGCUAGUGCCCUUGGUGGGGCACUUUCUGCUCUUUCUUCAUCUGCUUGCCCGGCCCCAGUGACCAGGUCUCAGGUAACAGGCCUCUCUCAGACCUCGCUGUGUUAUGUGCCCAACUACAAGAGAAGUUUCUUCAAGUGGAAGUCAAUUUGGUUGCUUUGAGCUCUACCCAAAUCUGCUUAGAGCUGCUUGGAGCCUUUGUUCAGGCUCUUUCUCUGAUUAACCUGUGCAUCAAAAGGCUCUCCAAGUAGGCCUUCAUGCUGUCCUCACCAAAGACAGAAACCUCUCAAAGGUGCUGUGCCAAUAUGGAAUUUUCCUGCCCAAGUUAGAGGUGAAACAGGCCAGCAGGAAUUCAGCAGGUGCCAGGAGCUGCUGCUUUCCAAAAAGGCGAGUGACUGACAAUCCUGGCAGCUCCCUACAUGUGAGGCUGUGCAGUUUAGCUCCUCCUGUGCCCUGAGCUCAGCAGGGGCUGGCGGAUGCUCAUAUGCCUCUCUGGGGGCUGCAGCUCCCAGGUCCCAGCACUGGCUAACCCACUCGUGUGCCAUUCAUGGUCUGUCAGCACCAGCUUUGCUUCUUGAUACUUUAUACAGCCCAAAAUCUGCAGAGCUAGGAGAAGAAAGUUUCCUCUUUCCACAAAGUGUAUUUAAUAUGCAUUUUCUUCCUCUUUUCUCAUUGACAGGCAGUGCCAUUAGCUGCCCUGUUAUUUCAGGGCUGGCCAAGGGAGCUGUGCUGUCCCCCAUCUCAUCGCUUCCUUGGAGUAAGGGGAGGUUGGGGCUCUCCCACUCUGCCCAUCCACAAGCACCUUCCUGGAAGCUCUCCUCAAAAUCAGGUCUCCUGCUCCUCCAAAGAGCACAUCCCUCAUGAGACCAAGGAUUUGACAUGUUUUUUAGCAGCCAGUCUCUUUGUGGGGAUUAGCCAGCCUGGGUAAUGUUUGCAUUUCACUCUCUGCUCUCUGCUGGCUAUGGCUUUCCUUUUGGAGCUAAUGUCACUAUUUUUCUUUACUUUUUUCCCCCCAUAGGUUGUCCUGAGCACCUGCAUUCUCUGUAUAAAAUAAAUAAAUGGCAGGCAGAUGGUCCAUCCAUCUUCUACCAAAACUUUGAUAGUGCCAUGAAGAAUCCCUCUAGGCUAACAGUGCCAGUAUAGCCCUUUACAUCCCUACUAGAGGACUUCUUUGGCCCUUCUUUGCACCAUCAUUUUGUACAUGCUGGUUAAAACCAAAGGGCUUGUGCUUCAUUUCUCACAACCUGCAGCACUCCUCAAGCUUCUGUAAUGCGGGCUCCGAGUUCCCUCUUCUGUUUGAGCUGAAAACUAUUAAAAGCUGUUGAGAGCUUCAGAACCAGCUGUUUUUUGUCUAGGAGAGUCAUUUUUUUCCAUUUUUUUUACUGUGUUCACAUCACGGCUAUGGAGUGAAACACUGCUCUAGUCUUCUCCUGUCAGCCCUCACUUUUCCUGACAAAGUUGGGCUUUUAGCUUUUCCAUAGAAACCUUAUCUUCAGUGCCUUUAGUCCUAAUGCUGUUCAUUGUUCAACAUCCCUUGAAGCCAGGGAUUUGGGCUCCUUCCUUUGGGUUUUUGCUUCUGUCUUAGCAUUUCUUAGCUGGUGUCACUGUACUACACCUCCUGGGGCCCACUGACCUGCUGGGCUGAAAAGGAGCAGAGAAGUCAUUCCAGUGGUUUUAAAAGAUGCACCUAGACUGAACCUGCUCAACUCUGAAAGUUUUGAGCCCCUUUUCAGCUUUUUAGAGGAAGAGCAGGCACUUUUCCAUGUAAAGUUGUGUUCUCAUGACUACUGCAUCCUGCUCUGGCUGGGAGCAGAUGCUGCCAGGUCAGAGCAGCUCUGCCAUUCUGGGCACUUUGCUUCUGCUUUCCUCUGGCUCUGCAUUUCCUGGCUUGAAUUCAUCUGCUCUGGUCUUCUGUUUGGUGGGUCUCUCGCAGUAGUGAUAUUUACUCCAAGGGAGCCAUUGCCUGUAACAAUUUAUUGGACCGGUCUCAUGAUGUUACUUUUGGUGACACCCAUCAUGGGGUUUAUUUUGCCUUUUCAGUCUCCACUGUUGUUCCAGGGUUCUUCUGUGGUUUCUGUUGAUUCAGAGUGUCAAGUUUUUGCCAAUUUUGUCUUCUUCAUCAUGGCUAACCAUUUUCAGUGCUGUUCUUGGAGUCCAAGUGCCCUUCACGCCACAGAUCUGCAAGCUAAGUAAACUUGACGAAUCAUUAGGGCAGACUUUGACCUCUCCUGUCUCCAUCAAAGACUGGGAUUAAAUUAGGUCCCUUUGAUGAACUGAGCUGAUGGGCCAAUUUGGAUUGCACAUGUGGUAUUAUGAGCCUCAUGGUGCUUAUGAUUAAAAGACAUAAGAGAAUGCAAUUAUUUAGAGAGCUACUGGGAGAUUGCUGUAACUCACUAGUCACUUUAUCAGAAUAAAAGAAGAGCCCGAUUCUGCAGGAUGGCAGGCAGCUCCUCAGAAGUGUCUUGGAGCCUCUAAUUGCUGGGGGAGGUGAGAGACACGUUCAUCUCCUGCAGGUUUUGAUGUGUGUGAUAACACUGCUGAGGGCAGGGGAAUGUCACUCCAACCAUUUCUGUCCCCAAGACACUUGCUCCAGGAGUAAAACCUUUCACACAGGUGGCUUCUUUAUCUCUUUCUACAGUUACUUGGGGUUUUUUUCCCCUAUAAACUAUAGUUGUCUUUGUAUCAAGGUGGAGCUCAUCUGGGUUUCUUUGCUGGACUCUAAUCAAAUCCUGACCUGCACAGGAAGCUCUGUGCAAUCUAGGCUGACUCCCUGCAUCAAAUUUUCAAGCCUAGGGCUGGAGCCUGACCUUGUAGGAAAAUUUCUGUUAGCUUAGGCUCUGCAUCAAGCCCUGAAGAUGGGGUAUGUCUGACUGGACACAAAUACAAUUUUGCCCAUUUUUUUCUCGCAGGUUACUGAGUCAGAACUGUAUUGCAUAUGUAAUUGUAGCAGGGCUAUUCUUCUCUUCUUUUUUUUUUUUUUUUUUUUUUUUUUUUUUAAGAAACAUUCAUGCUGCGUUUUAAUUACAACAUUUAGAAUGUGUCCAAAUAGCUUGAGCUCAAAUUGAUCUUGUUUUUCAGCCAGGAAGCUUGUUUUUCAUCUAUUAUAAUAAUAAAUGUGCUAUUGAUAAUAGUUUAGGUGCAUUACAGCAAAGCUUUCUGUUAUUCAUCAGCUCUGGAGGGCCAAAAUUUUCUUAUUAUCUCUUAUUGAUAUGACAGUUUGCAAAUAUUUAACAAACAAAUUACCAGGUUUUCCUUGUUCCCUCCAAGUUUGCAAUCUCUGUCUUUUUGACAGCUGAAUUCAGGAUUAAUGAUGAUCUUGUUUAAGACGAUUGUUUGCUAGCAGGUUUAUUUCCUAAACCUAUAAAGUGCAGUAGGAGAACUAGAAGUGGCACUUUGAAUUAAAUCUCAUCCUUGAAGCAAAUUUUUUUUAUCUUUAUUCCCUCCAAUUCUCCUAAGCAGAAAUCGGAUUUUCCUGGUAAAGUGCUUAGACCUGUUAUUAAUUUCUUAGUUUAUGUAGUCAUUUUAAAUAUAGAAGCUUAACAUGAAGGGCUGGCAAAAGGAGCUGUUUUUCUCUCCUAACCCUGAGCUUGCUAGGUCUGUUCAGAUUUUAAGUGCUUUAAGAGACAGAUCUUCUCUGAGCACAAGCAUGGGAGCAAGGAGACCACCUUGAGCUUCCAUAGAAAAAAGAGAUCCAGAAGGACAUGCUGGAUUUGGUCCUCAGUAAAGCACUGGAGGUGGCACUGGGAAAUACUCAGUCCAGGUCCUGGGUCUGGUAAAACACAUCCACACUCUGCAGCAGCUUCCUCUCCACCUGCUCUAGGUCUGAGCACAGAGUAAAGGGUACAGAAAGGGCUGAAGUGCCAACAUCUGCCUGGGAAGAUUGUUUGUCAUGUAGAUGACUGUAGAUGAAGCAAGGACGUGCUACACCCCAUGGGAAAUCCUGGUGCAUCCCCCAGCGGGACCAAGGGCAUCUUCUGGGGGAAAACACAGCACCAGAAUAGCGACUCAAAGGAAGCAUGAAGCACCCUCUUUGGAGCACGUGCUGGGCACGGGGCCAUUUCUGCCCUGCGGUUUCUGACCAUGGGCUUUGCAUACACAAUACAGGAAUUCAGUAGUGUGUGAGCCAGGCUUUGAGGAUGAGAAGUGAAUUUGUUCUCAAGUAAAAUCACCUUUUGUUAGCAGAAAAUCUGUGACUUGAGUUCCCCAAGGGAAUAAUGUUUGAAAAUCACAGAUGAUUAAAGGAUAAUGCAUUUGAGGGGGUUUUUUUUGGUUCGUUGGUUUUUGUGGUUUUUUUUUUUAUUUGUUUGCCUUUUGGGUUUGGGAAGCUGGAUGCCACACCCAAGUUUCUCCACAACUGACCUGGCCACAAUUUUUUGGUUUAAUGCAAGAAAAUCUGAGACUCUCCUUAGAAGAGGAGCCCCCAGGAGUUCUGAAAUACCAAACAUCACACCAGAAAAAAUGACUAAAGCUGGCAACUUGGAGUGUAGCAUAUCACAUUGGUCUUAAGCAAAAAUAAGCCAAAUCAAACAAGGCUUGAUGGAACUGAAUAAAAGCAAGCAAGCACCACAGCUUGGCUUGAAAUAAUGUAUUAAUAGAGAGUGUUUCUUCAUUACUUUUUAUUUGAUAAGCAGUAAAACCACAGACUCGUGGGGAAUACAGUUUGUAUGUGCCCUCUGCUAAUUGCCCGUCUCCAUUUGCAGUGUAAGCACUCAUUACUCACUUCCUUGGAACUAGCAGUGGCCAGCAUGGAGCAGUGAGGGGAGGCACAGCUGUGUAUUUCAGCAUGCUUGCACAUGUGUUUUCAAUUCUGGAAUAAUCCCCAUUAUAUAGACAUUUUAGCCUAGUAUUUAAGCCUUCAUCUCACUUCUUUUUAAGACUUGCUUAACACUUUUCCAGUUGAUUGAUGCAGCAUCAGUCACAGUAAUAUGCCAGCUAUGAUGUUCCCAUUAAUAACCACCAAGGAGCUGGGUGGCUCAGGGCCCUGAGCUGAGCGUGGGUAUUUUCUCUGCGAAUGCCAUGGAGGAUUUGCUGACCACAGCAACUUGCAGAUGUGCAGGGCAGCAGCAAGAAACUGCUCAUCAUUCGGUCCCCAGGCAUCUUCCAUCUUGGGAAUGUGCCUAUACGUGUGGUUACAUUUUCAGCCCUCUUCUUCUGUUGGGGGUUAAGACUUUGUGAAAAAACGGCCUUACAUGCAAGUUCAUGAAGUGCAGCUACCAGCUGGACACACCAAGGGUAAACUGACUCCAAUUACCUGCUUCGCUUACACCAACUGCCAUGUAUUACAAAUCAAACCAGCCACAAGGAACCAAACUAUUAAGCUGCUUUCUCAUAAUCAUUAAUUAUGAAGAUACCAUCACUCAUGUUUGUAAUCUAUGAACUGUCCUGUGAUAACUGAUUUCUUUUUUUAGUUCAGUGAAUUGUGGUGGUGAGGCUGCAAACACUGUUGGCAAGCAGUUCCUGUGGGGACCAACUCCUGCAGGUCUGAGCUGGUGAAACUCCCUUUUCGUGACAUGAAGCCAGCACAGUGACCUUGCAGGUGCAGAUUUACGUUCCUCUUAUCCUGCUGGCCACCCUGACCAGUCUGGGAAAAGCCCAAUCCAAAUGUGUCCUGCUUAGAUGGUCUGGCAGGAGAAGGUCAGGCAAGUAUUUGAUACCUUGACAGUCAAUUUAUGGAGAAGCUUUCAGGCCAAGAGGGCAUUGCUCCGAAGACUUUCUCUGGCAUGUUGAACACCUCAGAACUUUGCUGGGAUCCACCAGUCUGGAUACUAUUUUCCCUCUCCUGCUUUGCUAUCUUUAAUGUGUUUAUUCUCAAUGGGGCAGCUUAGUGAGAGAGGCUCUUAUCCCCCUCCCAGGGCAAAGGCAGUGGGUAUGGGGCAAACCCCAUACUUCUUCAGGCCUCCCUCAAUGCAUCCUGCUGAACUUUGGCCCUCCUUACACAUGUCUGCCCUUUCAUGUCGCUGGAAAGAGCAGCAAAAUGGGUAAGAAGAGAAAAAGCCCUCUAAAAUUGCUCAUCCCACCAGUGUCACUUGCUGCCCAGGUUAGCCAUGGUCUGGAGACUGAGUUACCAACGGGAUUUGCUAUCAGAGCAUCUGGGACAGUCUUGCGCUAUUUUCUCCCUAACUGCUUUCCGGACAGAUGUCUCCCAGCUGAUUGGUCUCCUCAGAUGUGCACAAGUCCAUGUGUGUGAUCAGAUCACUGAUAAAUGCUCCACAGCCAUGUCCCAAAUCUCCCCUCCCCGAAACCAUACCUUCCAUGAGAUAUUGAUAAAUGAGAUCUUUAUUGGCUGCUGGGCUAAUUAAAUAGAAGUUGCAUCAGCUUCUAGCUGACAGGCUCUAAUUGCUCCUGAGCACAUUUUGAGCAGUCCAGAUGAAUAGGAAAAUAAAAGGAAAGACUGUGGAUUGGAUCCAAGGAUGUAUCUGACUGUGUUGUGCUUCAGAUGAGCUGGAAGUUUGUCCCAGCUUUCCCUAGGGAAUGGGGACAGGACAAAGGCUCCUGUGCUGCAAGAGCACACAGGGAUGUGUUGUCAGAAAAGCCAAAAUUAACAUAGAUAACAAAAAGGAGAAAAUAUUAUCCUGGUUUUAGAUAAGAAUUUCUGAAGUCUUCUCUUUGCUCCAAUCUCUAGCUUUGGCCUCAGACAGCCGGUCCCCAUUGCUCUGUGCUUCUGUUACCUGUCUGUCACACAGGACUAACAACGCCUGCUGCUGAGGGCUGAACUGUCUCGGAUGCUCUAGCACAACAUGAAUCCCUGAGCCUGAGGGGUUUUUUUACCUCCUGUCACCUCAAAGUCAAAAGGCAGCAAAAAGGGGUGUCAGGCACUCAGCAGCUCCUGCAGCCAAACCCAGUCCUGUGCAGCCCAGCUGAGGAUGUAAGGAAGGAUGGUCAUCUCCAGCAAUGAGGAUGUUGGGACUCUGAAUCUGGCCCUUCGUGACACACCGUCCUUUGAAGACAAGAGGUGCUGCGUGUGUGCAACACUGCAUGCUAGCUGUCAGCAAGGGGUGCAAAGCCCUCCUGGCCUCUUGCUGCCGUUCCCCCGUGGAGGAGCAGGGCUGGGGUCCGAUUUGCUUCUCUCCUCCAGGCUGCUGCCAAAACCUCCAAGUGGGAAGCAUGGAUGGUUCAACAGGAGAAUCACUAACAGCAGAAGUUGCUGGGUACCCAAGUUUUGGGUUGAUCCAGGACAGAGCUGGACCUGGUACACAGUAGAUCCUGGCACUGAAAAAAUUAACUGAAAUUAAUGGCCAAGCCCUCACUGACUUCAGUGGUGUCAUGUUUUCCCCAGUGGACUCUGCAGGCUAUAUCUGGGCACAUCCAGCCUAAGAGGCUUGUCCCAUGUUUAAUUUAUGGGGUGAUGAAUGAGUUCUUCGCAUACAAUGCAUUUAAUUCCAUUUUGGCCUGAUUUAUGGUGUGAUGUGAACUGCAUGUGAAGUUUUUAAUUCAGUAGGUGGUGACUCUGAUUCAGUAUAUGGAGUGUGACAGAAGAGGUGAUAAAUUUGAUUCCAAAAGUGAUGCAUCAAUUUCAGUGUGAGGUGCAUCAAAUUUAUCACAUGGCACAUUGGUUUCAGUGCGUGACACCCCAGCACCAGGCCAGUUAAGCAGCAUAGCAGUGGUAUCACCAGUGGUCGCCACAUCCACCACUUCCUCAGAGUAAAAUGGCCCUUGCUGCUGGUCUUUUAUUCAACCUUGCAGGACUUGAAGAAAACCAGUAAAAUGGUUCAUCAGGUGAUGGUCAAACUAUUCGUCUUCAAUUUAAUACAUGCCCCUGGUAGGGUUUCUGAUAUCCCACCUGAUUUCAGGUCUCAGGAAGAUGCUGCUGCUCCUGAGAAUUCCAGCACCAACCAGGAAAUUGGCAUCAUAUUGGGUUCAUUUCAUGACUCAAUAUCUUUGCUUUUAACUCAAUGUCUGGCUGAUCCACAUUGCUGAAUGAGGAUGUGGAUUCUGAGUCCUCUCUGGGAGAGAGAGACUUUAACACUGGACUGUCUCAUAUCUGUAACCUUUGAAGGCUAUUAAAAAAAAACACCUGGGGAAGACACCUCCUCUUCUCCCUCACUCCACACUGAGGAUGCUUUUGGAACAAGACUUCACAGCUGAAAUAAACCCACAUCUUGAUCAGGGGAUCCUAAUGGCGUUCAAGCAGCAGCAGUUCGGGACUGAUGGGACUUGGUGCAUACAGCAGGACAGCCUGGGGUGUGCUGGGUGCCGAGGGGGCUCCCACUGCCUGUGGUACCCAACCCCUUCCCCAACUUUGUGCCCCAUGAACACCAGCACUGCUGAAUCCAGACCCAGCCCAGUGGAGUGUGGCAAGUCGCUAGCGCAGCUGAGAAAGACGUGUUGAGAGGGCUGAUGAAGGGAUUUGGUGACAAGCUGAGCGGGAAGUAAUUACUUUUCUCCUUCUCUCUUGCUCUUACUGCCACAGCCUCUGUGGCAGCGAGGAUAAAUGCAGUAUAUUAGCAGCAGUGAGUGGCAGAUUCACUGAGCUGCAAUUUAUAACACUGUCCUCCCCAAAGCCUCAUUGGAGGGCAUUAUGAAGUUAGCUUUGUAAGAGGGGAUAAAAUGAUGAGAGGGUCACUCUGGAAAAGCAUUUGGAAACCCUCAGAAUAGGACCUAUUUUCUUCUCUCUAAGCCAGGUAAGUCUCAUUGAGCUGAACCCAGUGGAACUCUGGGGGAGGGUUAGUGGUCAUGCACCAGAUAUUAAAUUUAAUCCAGUGAGAAGGAGAAGAUGUUGAUGUGCCAGCCCUGUCUGCCACCACAUUUAAUGCAUAAGGAUGGCUGAAAAAUCUUCCAUCAAAAUGUUUUGAUUUUUCUUGAAGGAAAAAUAGAAAACUUCUACUGGGAAAAAACCAAAACAAAACAAAACCAAAACAAACCACCAAACACAACAACCACAAAAAACAAUAAACCCCCAAGGUAGAAAACUUAUGGCUGAGAAAACUUUGUCUUCACACUAUUGAUAAAGGGUUGCUGCUGUCAAAGGGGAUAAAGAGGAGGAUGUUUUUCAUCAGCCAUGUUAAUCUGAUCUAUCCCUGCAUGCAGGCUUGUGUGGGCAGAUAAAAUAAAACAGAUCCCGAUACGCUGAGGAGCCAAACUCUAUCUCAGUUUCCAACAAGGGACUCUCAGCCAUCUGGAUGAAGAGGCUUCACUUACAGCCCCGGUGAAGGGUGUCAAGCACUGGGGACAGACACUGGGAUAACGUGCCUCUGGUCUGCCUAAAGAGAGAUGUUUGCAGUCUUGAUCCGUGCUCUGGGCUCCCAAAACCUCUACAGUAAACAGGUCACACUGCUCCCGCUGCUAACAGCCCGAUUCCCGCAGGGAGGGGAAGCUUUCACCCCAGUCCUCCACUCUCCAAAAGGGUUAAAGACCCCCACCUAGCCAUACUUUAAAUGGUUUAAAAAGUCCAGGGGAGAGGAAAUGCUAAAACCCCCCAUUUCAGUAGCAAAACCCCCUCAUGAAUCUGAAGUACUAUUGCAGCACCACCUUGAAAACAACUUUUUUAAUGACCAGGGUAGGAACUGCUGAAUCUGGGAAGUUGCUGUGCCAGCUCCUCCAUCUCCCAAGCACCCCGGUGAGGAGGUAUGUGCGCAUCUCAGGGAUGCUCCUGCCGCUGCCCACCCACACCCCACACCCCCCCACCAGUGUCUGAGCCUGCUGGGAGCUGAGCGGUGUGGCUUCUGCUCCCGCAUCCCAGCUGUGGGGUGGCUCACCAAGCCCCUGGCACAGACGCUUCUGCAGCACUGUGCAGUCACCCUGCAGAGCUUCCCAGCUGCCAGAACAUCUCAGUUGUGGAGAGAAGUGUGUAAUUUAUAUCUUCGUUUAUUUGUUUUGCAUGGGAGACAAGGCUGCUGGUUUAUAAUGUUGAACAACCGUUUUAGCUGAGUGCAGUAGGUCCCAUAAAUCAAUCGCCCUCUUCAGAGCAUUAACCAGUUGCCAGGAACCAGUGAUUUUAUGAUACCUUUUCAUGUUAUUCUGGGGGACUCUGGGGCCAGAAUCUCAUCUGGUGAAACUUGGUCUCACUCUCCAAAUCCAGAUGAUUUACAUUAGCUAUCUGAUGCUGCUAUGAGAUACUGCAAGUAUUCUUACACAAAUACUUUAAAAAUCUUAUUUGGCCUAAUUUUUACUGAAGGAGGAUUCAUACAUUGCUUCAUGGUGUUUUAAAAUACAUUUGACAGAGCAUUUCUUUAUCUCAGGUCAAACUGUAUGUCCUAAACAAAUGCAUCUGUCACUCUGAAAUAAGUCUGGGCCAAAGCAUUAGCAGAAAGGAGGUCCCUUUCCAGUACUAUGUACUUCAAAGGCUACUGGUCCCAGUUAGCCAGGCCUCGCAGGGGCUCGAUUUCCUCCUGUCUGCAUUGAUGAGGCUCUCAGUAGACAUCAUGGUUUUCCUUCAAACCCUUUGUCUAUCAUCAGCUUAACAAAGGUGAGGCUGCUGGCGCGGCUGUUGGGAUGGCUCCUAUCUUCUCCUUGGUUUACUCUUCUCCACUAUCUCCAUCCGUCCAUCACCUUUUAUUUAAAGGGCAAGAUUCUAGGGUGGGUACUGUCUUUCUUUUCUCACUUUUAUCCCAUUUCUUGAGUGACAGGCUUUUGUUAACUUGCACACAAAGGGUAUUUCUGUCCAUGAUCAAAUGGGUGUGGUUGAGCUAAUGUUUUUCCAAGCUGCUUAAGGGUGAGCCCCCUUAUUUUUAUUUUAAACUGCAGUUUUUCAUUUCUGCUGACUAAAGAGAAGUUUUUAUGCCUUGUGAGCCUGCACUGGGCACCCACAUGGCCUCUCAAUGGGGUGGAGAUGGCUGAGGGGGGUUUCUGUACCCUCCUGCCCUGUGGGACCUGUCACGCCUCUAAUGAUCAGAUGGUCACUCCGCGUUGUUGGAUUUCCUGGAGGUGUUUGAGACCCUGGUGAUUUGCACCAUUUUGUCUCACUCAAUUUUCCCAUACUGCUCUGCUAUUAAUUUUUUUUUACAUAGAGAAGAGGAGGAGAUCUGAAGUCUCUGGAUGAAAUUCAUCCCCUGCAGCUGAAUGAAAUGCACACUCAGCUGGACAUGGGUCUGUCCUGGCUUUUGGAGUAUUUUCUGUGCAGAUAGAGCUAAACUUAGUUUCAUGUGUAAAAUUUCCCAUUCACCUCAGAGGAUGUUUCACUUAACCAGUAAUCCACAAUGAUGAGAUUUCUAUGAACUAUAGGACCCAGGAGGCUUGAAGAGAGUAUCUGAGUAUGUCUCUCGCUUUGGCAUGGUACAUUCAGGAAUGGCUGGGGUCCAGGCUGAUAUCAGUACCUCUGCUUUAAAAAGAUUUAAGUUAUAAAAUUUGGGCAGUUCCUUGGGGUUUUUUUGAAUCAGCUUUCCCCGAUUUCCACCACCAGCAUCUGGCUUGGCACAAUUUUAACACACAGCUUCAGGUUGCAAACAGAAUUUAAAUUUUCAGACAUACGAUGCUAGCUUUGUAAGUGGUAAUUGCAUCAACUUAGGAUCAAUGGAGCAGAAUAAUAUCUGCCCACUAAUAACAGCUUAAUAAUAUUAAUAACACUGGCCCUGUCAUGAAUUACUUUAAAAUAGGGAUUGUAGGAUAGUAAUGUAAACAUUGAUUUUUUCUUGGGACAGUAUUGUAAAUUAGAUAUAACUCUCUUCAGUAUGUAGUUGAUACCAGACAAUGCAGAAAAUGUAUCAGAUUACCUCUAAGGUGGGUGGAGAGGGAAAAAAUGAAGGCAUUGGGGAGGUGAUUAUAUAAAUGAAAUGAUCCUGGACCAGAAGCUGAAAGCUCAGAGCUGCACAGCACUCAAUAUUGCUGCCAUCCAACCUGACCCAAUUAAUAACAUAUUAGUGCAGGACAGGUCUGUUCAAUGGUUCAGGUCUGUUAAUUGAAAUAGUGUGAUUAAUGGCAUUGAAAGAGAUGAGGAAUGCUGAGAAAAAUGACGGGAGUCUGCAGCUCUCUGCUGCAGCUGAGCAUCGCUUGGGGCUGAGGGAGGUGGGGGGCAGCUGUGCUCCUCGCAGAGCCCGGCCUUUGUGUUUCAGCACCCUGUGGCUGGGCUCUGGCUCUGCUUUUAACCACCUUGAGAUCCCACCAGCACUCUGCUCUGAGCUCGGUGUCAAUGCCAGAGUUGGAGAGAUGGCAGCUGGAAGGACCAAAUCCCUCCUCAGCCUUUCCCAUGGACACGGGGGAACCACAUGCCCUUGGUGGCACUGAUGCCCAUGUGGUGUCCACGCCAAUGUCCGGGCUGCAUCUGGCUGCUGGGGCUGGGCCGAACACAGAGCCACCAUUCUCAUGGGUGCCAGCACCCGCUGCCACUGUGCGGGUGGAGACAUCGAGACCCCAGCAUCAGCGGGGCUUUGUUCCCAGGAGCUCACACACACCCAGCAUCUCUGUUUCCCCUUCUGGAGGCCAAUUUUUGUGUUGAUUCCAAUUAACCCCAGUGCUGAUGUCUCAAGGACAGCUCUGGAAGCAGCUUUGCAGAAAAGCAGCAAUUUGGAAACAUGUUGUGGGGCUGCAAUGGCACCUCAGAGUCCAGCCUUAAUUACAGCAAAAAAACAGACAGAGCUGUGCAAUGACUUGAGCCACUGUCAUUUGCAGAAUAAUCUGGCUGCAAGAUUACCUCCUGCCAUCUUGUCCUUACAUUGGUGCCUCUGCUUGAACACAGGGCUCAGCAUGGGUUAAGGUGUGUGUGAUGCACACCCUGGGUGUUUUCCUGGCAAAAAACAAGUCUUCCCUUUCUUCUCCAUAUUAAAUAUGCACCCUGCAGCUGGUGUGUGAGUGUUCUGGGGAGGCAGGCAGAGGGCUUUGCUUCCAGGGAGCCAGGGCGAGCAAGCAGCUCAUCCUAAAUUGUUGCCCCCUGGCCACAGGGAAUGAAGCAUUAUUGCUUCAAGAUCUGCUCUGCCCUGGUUCUUUCUGGCAUUUCCAUUGUCCCCAUGAAAGUUGGGUGUGAGCUUGUCUCCCCUGCCUCGGGGCCAGCCGCACACCAGUGGCUCCCUCUCAGCAUGGAGCCUGCCAUGCAACCCCGGGAAUUCACACUCAGUUUGAAAUGCCCAAAUCCAAAGUUUUUGGAGGAUGGUGUGGCUAAUGGGGACAGUCCCUGAGCCUUCAUUCCUGGCAGAGGCUGCAUAAGCCACAGCAGCUGUUUUUGGACUGUCAGAGGCAAAGGGACAGAACUACAAAAGCAGCAGCAACACCGGGGAGGAGCGGGUUCAGAGGCAAGUCAAAGCAUGGCUUUUAACUUGGGGAAUAAUAAAUGAAUAGAAAGACCCACAGUGCCACAAUGAAACAUCCCUUAAAUCCUUUGUUUUCAUUUUGGAUGAUAAAGGAAAAUCAUUAGGGCUCAAUUAAUCAUGAAAGACAGGGGUCCUUCUGCAUUGCACUGGCUUGAGAAAACAACUCCUGUUCAAGAGCACAUCUUCCCCAUCCAGUGUGGGAUCAUUAAAUAUCAAACACUGUAUUUGUGCUAUUUGCAUUGCCUCUUGCACCCUUGUGCGGGAUGAAAACCCUGCAGCGAUAAUUGAUGUACAUGGUUUUAAAGGCACUCAGCUCUCUGCCUUUCAGAGCUUAAAACACAGAGAAAUGAAGGGGAAGCUCUGAACAGCAGAGGCUGCCGGUGCCGCUUCAGCAGUUUAGUGCGAUAAAAGAUAAAAGAAAAAGGGGAAGGAGUGACAGAGGAGUUUAGGUGACCCUGACACGGGGAGAAAAGGGUUUGGGGCACAUUGCCUUUCCCUUGGGGAUGGAGAGGAGGGAACAGGGUAGGUGACAGUCACCACCAGACUUGUGGUCAGAUUCAGCCAUGCUGCCAGUCCCAGCAUGCCCCUGGGAUGAACUGGUGUCUCCUCCCUGCCAUGCUGGGGGAAAACUUUGCUGCAUCAGGCUGUGCACAUGUACAUGAGGUCUUUAAAUAUUCAUAAAGAAGUAACAGAUGUUGAGACAAUGGGCAAGACAAACUCUGAACUGAGAAGGUUCCUGAAGCCAUUUGCAUGCUGGCCCAGCUGCAAGCCCUCACUAUGUGACUGGUGGGACCCUUGGUGGUGCCAACAUGGGGCUGUGGUUUGGGCUGAGCAGACAGAGGACAGCCCAAGAGGAAAUAAAUAGUCCAUAAAAAAAUGUCCCACAGCAGAACAGUCUUCCCCAACCUCUCUCUCUCCCCAGACGUGGCCAUGCUGCAGGCUGCAAUUUGUUUUUGUCACCAUGGGAAAUGUAAGGCAUAGCAGCUGUGCUUUACUUACUGCAUUUAUUCCCCUUCCCUCUCCCUUCAUUUCUUUGCUGAGACUGCAAAUAAAAGAGCAGAAGAGUGGGUCUGUGCCACUGUCACUGUGCUCAAAGGCAGGGAGGGUAGAGGCCGCCAGGAGAGGCUGAGGUGCCCACAGAGAAGAGCCACUGUGCAGGGCACGGAGGAGAGACGAGCACCUGGGUCUUUGCCGUGUUUUUAGCACAUGAGAGCCUGUGCAGUGGGGCAAAAUGAGCCUCUCCAAGCAGUCACCUUGGGGAGAGGUUACGCAGGGUUUCAGCAGGAGGUCGAGUAUGGGAUGGGGUUGGGUACCAGCUCACCUGUCCAUGGGGAAGGAAGAUGCUCAUGCUGUCACAGGUGCCUCUACAGCUUUGGGAGGAAAAGCCUGUCUGAGGCUGCCCAGACUAAAGCAGAAGGGACCUGCCAUGGCUCUGGCACUCAGGGAUUUCAUUCCUUCCUCUCCGUGCAAUUUUUUCCUUCCUUCAAGCAGAGACCACAGCAGCCUAAACAAAUAAGCUGUAAUGUAAUUUUAAAUAUAUGCUUUGAAUUCACA
Messenger RNA from Athene cunicularia (burrowing owl), 21390 nucleotides. RefSeq names its product solute carrier family 15 member 2 (gene SLC15A2). NCBI's taxonomy places the organism in Eukaryota, Metazoa, Chordata, Aves, Strigiformes, Strigidae. The record is from RefSeq and is a predicted model, not a curated record. Gene Ontology annotation, molecular function: dipeptide transmembrane transporter activity. The transcript is spliced from 25 exons. Gene Ontology annotation, cellular component: membrane. The coding region runs from base 402 to 2525 and encodes 707 amino acids. Gene Ontology annotation, biological process: transmembrane transport; oligopeptide transport.